Asterias rubens (European starfish) is the source of this 1268-nucleotide messenger RNA. Its product is annotated as THUMP domain-containing protein 1-like. The record is from RefSeq and is a predicted model, not a curated record. Bases 112 to 1047 code for a protein of 311 amino acids. Gene Ontology annotation, molecular function: RNA binding. The transcript is spliced from 4 exons. NCBI's taxonomy places the organism in Eukaryota, Metazoa, Echinodermata, Asteroidea, Forcipulatida, Asteriidae. Gene Ontology annotation, biological process: tRNA modification.
ACCAUUUUAGAAGUCCAGGGAUAUGACCAACUUACUAUUUGUUUUUUUACACAUGUGUUUUCGUGUUUCGUUGAGCUCGGAUUCGAAAGGAAGUGCUACAUGUAGUUCAAGAUGUCUGAUCAGAAGUCUAAAGGAAAGAAGAGAUCCAAAGCCUUCUAUGUGCAAGGAGGAGGUUCGGCCAAUAAGCGAGGUCGCCGAGAAACCUUCAUAGAUGUUGGCAUGAUGGGGUUUAUAUUGACAUGUAACCGUGGGGAGCAGCCCUGCAUUAGAGAGGCACACUGCCUACUAGGGGAGUACGCUGACAAACUGUAUGGCCCAGAGAAGAUGGAUGCUGGCAAUGUUGGCUGCUCAGACAAUGAGUCUAAUUCUGAUCCAGACGACAUUGAGGCAAGUCUGAAGAAAGAAGUGGCCCAGAUUAAGCAGAAACGUGCGCAGAAACAAACAAGAUUUGAGGCAGUCAAUAGCGGUGCCAAGAAUGUUGUCUUCAUGAGAACCAAGACAUUACCCGAUCCAACAGAAUUAGUUCACCACUUGCUAACAGACAUCGCCACCACCCAGACAUCCAAAUCUACUCACAUAAUUCGCAUGCUUCCAGUAAACUUAACUUGCCGCGCCACCACAGACGAUAUCUCAAAGCACGUCCCAGAAUUUGUCCAUCCCUACUUCCAUGCCGAGGGUGUAGAACCAACGACGUUCGCCGUUAAGAUUAAAAUCCGAAACAACAAUGCUGUUCAGAGAGAUGAAGUCAUCAAACUCAUCGCUGGUAUCGUUAUGGGAAAAGAAAUUGAGCACAAAGUUCAUCUUGAUGAUCCGGAACUGGCGGUCAUUGUUGAGAUCAUUAGAAAUGUCUGUUGCCUUAGUGUCGUGAAGGACUUCAAUAAGUUGAAGAGGUACAACUUGCAUGAGGUCGUCUGUAAUGGAGGGACUGCUGUACCAGGCAGGAGUGCUAAGAAAGCUUCACCUAAGAAGGAAGCAGAUCAGGACACUCUGAAUGCUGAUGAAUCUGUACAACAGACGGACAGUGUCAAGGAUGUGAGCGGAAGUUAACCACGGAUGAAAAUCUCAUCCAGAGGUGGAAAGAAAUAAUCUCAAUUGGAAUACACAAGCUGAGAAGUGUACUGUCAGUAAUGCUACUCGGGUUCAAAUUUUGGGAAUAAAAAGUGUUUUUAUCAUUUUCUAUAGCCACUGUACUUUGAAGUGAAAAGGUUCUCAAAAUGCAUUAAGCUGCAAUGUUUCUUACCACAUAAGUUUUUAUUGCCUUUCUUUUU